This is a messenger RNA of Papilio polytes (common Mormon), 790 nucleotides long. RefSeq names its product G1/S-specific cyclin-D2-like (gene cycD). Lineage: Eukaryota; Metazoa; Arthropoda; Insecta; Lepidoptera; Papilionidae. Bases 158 to 775 code for a protein of 205 amino acids. The transcript has 3 exons. Gene Ontology annotation, biological process: mitotic cell cycle phase transition; positive regulation of G1/S transition of mitotic cell cycle; regulation of cyclin-dependent protein serine/threonine kinase activity. Gene Ontology annotation, cellular component: cyclin-dependent protein kinase holoenzyme complex; nucleus; cytoplasm. Gene Ontology annotation, molecular function: cyclin-dependent protein serine/threonine kinase regulator activity. The record is from RefSeq and is a predicted model, not a curated record.
UUCGUAGUCGCUCGUGAGCCGCUGUUAGCGCGGCGACGUGCUUUUAUGCUCUUACAAACUUACGUAAAAAAUAUUGCGCGAGUUAUAUUUUUCAGAAAAUUAUUGAAACUCCAUUGGUACUGCACGUGUGUGGAUUAAGUGUAUAUUGUGGACCAGAAUGGAUUUAUCCUGUGGAGAGAAUCUGCCUAAUUCAGGCAAUCGCAGCGGGAGCAGUGGAAGAACGGCAGACAUGUGCGUCGCCGGCCCCGACAGGGCUUUAGACCGCGACCCUCGGCUCCUGCUGAACCUUCUUACACUGGAGCGAGCACAUGCUCUGCACACAGAUUACUUCCAAACUGUACAGAUUGAUAUACAACCGUUCAUGAGAAAAGUUGUCACAACAUGGAUGUUAGAGGUGUGCGAGGAACAACAAUGCGAGGAGCAGGUGUUCCCAUUAGCGGUGAGCUACAUGGACCGGUUCCUGUCGCACCGCGCCAUCUCGCGACAGCAGCUGCAAUUGCUUGCUGUCACCGCGUUGCUCUUGGCCUCCAAGUUCAGACAGUGUCACCCGCUUUGCGUUGAUCUACUCUGCGCGUACACGGACAACUCCGUAUAUCCAAAUGAAGUCAGGCAAUGGGAAGUGAUGCUGCUGCAGCGAUUGAACUGGCAGCUGUCGAUAGCGACAGCAUUUGACUUCGUUGACCCUUUCCUGGCGCGCCUCCCUUGGGGAAGAGACAACGCUUUGGUCCGGACACAUGCUCUCACACUCACCUCGGUCUGCUAUACUGGUGAGUAACGAAAUAUAGAUGUU